Molecule: messenger RNA, 1279 nt
Organism: Daphnia magna
Lineage: Eukaryota; Metazoa; Arthropoda; Branchiopoda; Diplostraca; Daphniidae
Product: GMP synthase [glutamine-hydrolyzing]
Biological process (GO): GMP biosynthetic process
Cellular component (GO): cytosol
Molecular function (GO): GMP synthase activity; ATP binding
Source: RefSeq, a predicted model, not a curated record
AUGCAUGCAAUUACUCAACAAGGAAUUAGAAGAGAAACGGAGUGCCCAUUGUUUAAAGGUUUAGAGACUUGGCAAAUGGUAUUGCUGACCCAUGGUUAAAGCGUCGAUAAGGUUGCAGAAGGGUUGCGUUGCGUCCCAAAAUCUACGCAUCAUAUUAUUUCCGCCAUUGCUGAUACUGAACGCCGUCUUAGCGGAGUCCAGUUCCAUCCUGAAGUUGAUAUCACUAAAAACGGACGAAAAAUGUUGCAUAACUUCUUAUUCGACAUCUGUGGAUUGCAAAGAGGUUUCACAUUGGAGAAACGCGAGCAGCAGUAUAUCGAUUACGUCCGGCGUACGGUAGGACGUAAUAAGAUCGUGUUCAUGCUGGAAAGCGGCGGAGUCGAUUCCGCCGUUUGUGCUGCCCUUCUCUAUAAAGCACUUCUACAGGAUGACGACUCGUCGCGAGUGCAUGAAAUCCAUAUAGAUAACGGUUUCCUGCGUUAAGACGAAUCCGAGCAGGUCGUCACUAGUUUACAGCAACUCGGGCUCAAUCUUCGUAUUUGAUGUUUCGAAUUGUUUUGGGUUGUUGCAAGUUUGACUUUCUGUGCUUCCACCAAUGUGCAUGAUCGCCAAACUUUGUCGUUGUGCCGGACUGUUAAUUCGGAAGAAAAACGUCGAAUUAUUGGCGAUACGUUUGUCAAAGUGGCAAAUAGAACGACUAACGAAAAUUUAAAUCUCACUUGGGGUAAUCUACUUCACGGACAAGAUGCUAUGAGACCGGAUUUUAUUGAAUUCGCCUCGCAUAGGGCUUCUUCAAGCACUGAUGCCAUAAAGAUUCAUUAUGACGAUUCCGAAGUGGUUCUUCAGUUACGCCUUCACGACCGUGUAUUAGAAUCUCUUCAAGACUUCCAUAAAGAUGAAGUAAGAGCCUUUGGUCGCGAGUUGGGUCUGCCCGCAGAAUUACUGGAACGUCACCCGUUCCCUGGUCCCGGUUUGUCAAUUCGAAUCAUUUAUGCCGAAAAACUGUUCAUGGAAGCUGAUUUCGGUGAGACGCAAGUCCUGAUUCGUUUGAUGGUUAUUUAUGCUAACAUGACAGCCAAGGAACAUGCCUUGCUCAAUCGGAUUGAAAUCGCGACGUCGGAAGAAGAUCUUCUAGAAGAACUGUCUAGUAGCAACCAGUUUGUUUCCACGCUACUGCCUAUUCGCAUUGUCGGUGUUCAGGUAUAAGUCUAUUUCGGUGUCAGAACUGAAAUUGUACUUUUAGAACUUUUAAAACACCACAUAAAUUUUAUUAACAACA